This is a messenger RNA of Mugil cephalus (flathead mullet), 474 nucleotides long. RefSeq names its product weak toxin DE-1-like. The record is from RefSeq and is a predicted model, not a curated record. The transcript is spliced from 3 exons. The coding region runs from base 80 to 379 and encodes 99 amino acids. NCBI's taxonomy places the organism in Eukaryota, Metazoa, Chordata, Actinopteri, Mugiliformes, Mugilidae.
AAAACAGUAUAAAGAGACCAGAGUCUGCAGAAACCCACCAGAAGACUGAGAAGCUGCCUGGUUCUCGUCUCCAGCCGUCAUGAAGCUUUACGGAGCUCUGAUCCUGAUCUUGAUGGUGUCCUCAGUGUGUGGAUUACAAUGCUUCUCCUGUGAGAAAUCCACCCCUGAAUCCUGCACCAAAAAUACAACUUGUGAUGCUGGACUCGACCAGUGCUGGUCCAGCAAAACAGACGGUCAGGUCACUAAAGGCUGUACGAAGGGUAAAUGUGAACCUCCUAUGGUUUGUUGUAAGACGGACUUGUGCAACAGCGCAACACCAGCUGGUUCCAGCGUCCUCUUCCUCCUGGUGUCCUCGUCCAUCGUCACAGUCUUCCUCUGAAGGACACGAAGAAGAUUUGAUCUUUUCUCGAUGAUUAAACCUGUAAAAUCUGUCAAAGAAAACAGAUCUUUCAAUAAAAGCAGGAUGAUCAAUCA